GCCGAGCAUGAGCCGUCCCGCCCGGAGCCGGUAAGAGCAGCUCGCGGACAUGUCUCACCCGCAGCGGCUCGUGCAGCUCUCCGCCGCCUCGCUCGCGGUGGUCUUCGGCCCGGACGACGAGAGUUUGCGCGCCUGCGGGGGGAAGUUCAACGCGAACGCCACGAGCGGUCAGGAGGUUUUUGCGGACUUCAAGGCGCAAAAUCUGCGCAGUUUCUGGAACCGGAGGCUGGUGAAGGCCGUGGCUGAAGUGUACUUCCAGGGAUGGAUGGAAAACUUGGUGCUCUUCAUUCAUGGGAACGCGAACAACCUGGAGGUGCUGAGGGAAGCGUGGAUGCGCAGAGCUCUGCGCUCACCCAAAGGAUUUAUCAUCAAGGCUGUCGGUGACCUGUCUCCGGUGCAGAUGUCUCCCGUCCCUCAGUCCCAGUUCAUCCCCUUGGCAGAGGUGUUGUGCUCGGUCAUCUCAGAUAUGAAUUCAUCUCAAAUCACUGUCAACCAGGAAGCACUUAUCAAUUACAUGAGCAAAGCCCAUCCAGGGAUAACUAUCCCAACUCAGGACAUCCUCUACAACGCUCUUGGGACUUUGAUCAAAGAGCGCAAGAUUUACCACACGGGCGAAGGGUACUUCAUCGUUACGCCUCAGACCUAUUUCAUCACCAACAACAUGGUCCGAGAAAAGAGCUGGUGGACCUCCGGUUCAGCAGACGACCCGCCUUUGCCUCCUCCAAUCACCUACCUACUGAGCAACGAUGUCUGUGUUGAGGCCAAUCAGACAGUCCCAGUUGCCCACUGCAUGUCCUGCAGCUGCUUCGGUCCUCUCCAAAUGUCCACCAACAUCGCUUCCACUACUGUCGCCACCACCGUCCCUCCCUCCACCGUCCCAGACCAGCACUCUCUCUCCGUUUCUGUAAGUGAAUGCACAGGAAAGAGCCUGAAGUGGCCACGACCAUCAGACCACAAACCCACAUUUCAGCAUCAGUCCACCUCCACUGCCGCAGACUGUCAGGCAAGUGAGAUCAGUAAAACUACCGGCACCACUAAUGCCACGGGUCGGAAGGAAAAAGACAAACCAGGAAGAAAGUUUGGUCUCAAUUUGUUCAGGAGGAAUGGAGUCAAAAAGGAAAAACCGAAGAAGGAAUAUGCAACAUUUUCCGGCCAGUUUCCCCCAGAGGAGUGGCCAGUAAGAGACGAAGACGACUUGAACAACUUACCCCGCGACCUUGAGCAUGCUAUAAUCAAACGCAUCAACCCUGAACUGACCGUAGACAACCUGACACGACACACGGUCCUUAUGAAGAAGUUAGAGGAGAGAAAAGAGAGAACAACGGACAAAGUGUUGGACAUUGUUCUGAAUAAAGAUGAUAAGGGAGUUGACAAGGGAAUGUCUACCGAGUUACUCGCAUAUUCAAAACCAAGGCAUCAUCAUUCGUCCAAAGCGGGAGGAGGGAAAAGAUCAGCUCAGAAGGCCUCUCGCAGCAAAAGGAAGGCACACUCAUCCAGAGAGAAGCAGAGAGAAAGAGAGAAGGAGGGAAUGAAGAGCAAGGGCCCAGUAUGUGUAGACGCUCAUCUUGACGGGGAGGAUUUGAUCCCGACUCGGCUCAAGGUGGAUACCCCUGUUGAUGAACCAGAUCGAGUAAAAGAAGUUGAAGCUGUUGAGGAAAAAUCUCUUUAUAAGAAACGCAUUGAAAACCCUUUCCAGAUCCAUCCAGUCAAAGAAGCUGAGAUCACAAGUCCCACCACCAGAGAACUUAGGAGACAAGAGGGGAAAGAGGAUAAGCCUCUUGGACUGAGCAAGAAGGAACGGUCGACUCACCGCUCCAAGUCAUGGGACCCACAUCGGGCCAAAACGGUCGUAACAGACGGAGAGAGCGCUGUGAAGUUUCCACCGUGUGGGAAUGGCUAUGACUACACCCACGAGAGGGACUUUGCCGUCGAUGGGCUUCUUCAACCAGAUGUAAAGCCCAACAGAGAGCUGCCUCUGGAUUACAGCUCAGCCUACCCUCAGAGCAGUACGCUCCGGAUAGACGACAAAGUCCGACACCAGAGAGGGGGAAAUGGCAGGGAGAGCUGGGAGCGAGACAGGCCUUUUGAGGAUGUGCAGAAGUACAACAAUGUGCCACACCACGGCAGUCAGAAUAUAACCGACGAUCGUGCCAACAUGCAGCAGUACUCCAAUGCUAAUACAGUUCUCCCUACCAAUCUCUAUGAGUCUGUCAUGAACCAGUCACAUGAACCAAAUCUGCCCCGGUCCAAACCGUCUUUACAGCGGAAACAUUCUCUCAGGCUCUCCAACACUCAAAGGGAUGACAGUCAGAGGCCUGAUGGGCUCUAUGGAGCAGUAACCACGCAGGAGCAGCAGGAGGUAAAAACUGCACCCAUCAAUAACAGAGUACAGGAUGGCAUGAGCCAGGGAGAAAUGAUGGAACUGAUGUCCGACAGCACUCCUUUGAUAACAGACGCUGACGGCUUUACAGAGGAUGACUACAGGUUUUAUCAGAGAGCGGCUGAGCAAGAGGAUGACGAUGUCUGCAGCUCCUUGUGUCUCAAUGACGAGAUUAUUGAUGCCCCAAUUGACUAUCGAACAGGUUCUCCGGAAUAUCUCGGCCACCAGCUGGAUUACCAGAACCAUCAAUCAGAUCUGCAAUUUCAGGGACCUCUUAGUCACUAUUACAAGUCAGGCUUUAACCAACCACAAGUCACCUUAAUUGAAGAUUUAGCGACCAACACAGUGAACAAUCGAAUUCCCCCUCCAACCCAGAGAGAAAUGUCCCUCAGCUCCAUGAAGUCAGAAGACAAAAGCUGGAAAGUCCAUCAUCACCAUCAGACGACUAAAUCAACAAACAGCCAGUUUGAAACAAGCCCAAGACAAGGUGCAUCCAUUAAGGAAGAAAGGCAUCUUGAGGGAAAUCUUGAUUUGGACUCCUCGGACAUGUGUGAAGCUGCAGACAGCAGCAUCUUCGAUUACUGUCAGACCAGUGAGGUGGAGUCCGACACUGAAACCGUCCGCAAGUCAGCUGACGAGGGCGAUGGCGAGUCUGCUCGCUGGGCAGCCGAGGUGGAAGUCGUUCAAGAGGAUGGGUUUGAUGAAAAGGCCGUUCCACAGACCCACAGGGCCGUUUUAAGUAUGCCCAGUGCCACCAGAGGAGCAGAGGCUGGGGAGUCGGUGGAACUGGGAGAGAACCAGAGCAUCACAGGAGACAGUGGGAUAGAUUCUCCACGGACCCGAGUGAGCCUGGCCUCCAGCAACACCGUCAUUCUCGAAGGCCUGAAGAGAAGAGGAUUUUUACAGAACUUGGAGAAACUGCAUUCUAAGAGCAGCGCCAUUCGCCCACAGAGUUCACUGCUGCAGCUCACGCCCGUCAUGAAUGUAUAAAUAUUGUUUUAUCUUUCCACACAGAUCAGCAUGGAGAAGCUGAAACCAGGUGCUUAAAUCUUCAACUGUUACAGUCUCUGCAAAUCACAAAGAUGUCAGUUCACACUGUGUAUCUUUUAAUUAUCGUUCUAAUACUGACUGCAGCGUCUAUGUACAGAUGUACAAUAUGUAUAUUUUUCUUUUACAAAAUCAUUUCAAAAUGAAUAUACCACAUUUUAUCCAUUCAUAGACUAUUACUGUGUUAAAUGUUUGAAAAAUUUUAUAUGAU
Salarias fasciatus (jewelled blenny) is the source of this 3638-nucleotide messenger RNA. It is a transcript of the gene stox1, whose product is annotated as storkhead box 1. The record is from RefSeq and is a predicted model, not a curated record. Gene Ontology annotation, biological process: regulation of transcription by RNA polymerase II. Gene Ontology annotation, cellular component: cytoplasm; nucleus. The coding region runs from base 50 to 3370 and encodes 1106 amino acids. The transcript has 4 exons. Gene Ontology annotation, molecular function: RNA polymerase II transcription regulatory region sequence-specific DNA binding. NCBI's taxonomy places the organism in Eukaryota, Metazoa, Chordata, Actinopteri, Blenniiformes, Blenniidae.